Molecule: messenger RNA, 1245 nt
Organism: Microthlaspi erraticum
Lineage: Eukaryota; Viridiplantae; Streptophyta; Magnoliopsida; Brassicales; Brassicaceae
Source: the annotation of a GenBank genome assembly
AUGGUUAAAGACUUGAAGAUCCAAGACUUAAAAGAGUUUCAACCCUUAUACGAUGAUUACUCUCGUUUGGGUCCGAGUGGUGAUGUAGCAAAAAAGAGAGUUGUUGGGUUUCUCAUGAAUUGCUCUGCCUCUUUGUUGAUCAUUCAACGGAGGGGAAAAACUGUUAUGUCUCGAGAAGCAUUUCUGAUUGCCUCAAAAGGUUCACACUUCACAAGACCUUUGAGAGACAUCCACAAAUCUUUUAUGAAGAACAAGACUUGUACAGCUAUUCUAAGAGAGCCUUAUAGAGAUAAAGCUAGUGUAGAGACACAUCCUGUGUUAGCUGUAAGGAAGAAAUACAUCCAGUUGAUGAAGAACUCGGAGUUGAUUCUCAAGAGUAGAAGGAUUCCUCCGUCGCUGACUAAACAAGGUGGUGGUAACGGAGGACUCAACGGUGCUAACGGUGGUUUCUUCACCUCUGCAAUGGCUUUAACGGUGCCGGAAAUGGCCCCGUCAACGGCUACGAAGAAGAGCUUUGGUCAAGGGAAACGGAGGAUGAAUGCUCGAACAAGCAUGGCUCAGCGAGAAGAUGUCAUCCGGAGAACUGUCUAUGUCUCUGAUCUCGAUCAACAGGUCACUGAAGAGCAGCUUGCUGGUUUGUUUGUGAACUGUGGGCAGGUUGUUGACUGCCGCAUAUGUGGUGACCCAAACUCAGUCCUACGGUUUGCAUUCAUCGAGUUCACUGAUGAAGAGGGUGUGAUGACUGCUCUGAAUUUAUCCGGGACUAUGUUGGGAUUCUAUCCUGUGAAGGUUUUGCCAUCCAAAACAGCUAUUGCGCCGGUGAAUCCGACGUUCUUACCAAGGACUAAAGAUGAGCGUGAGAUGUAUGCAAGAACUAUCUACUGCACUAACAUUGACAAGAAGGUGACUCAAUCAGACGCGAAGGUCUUCUUCUUCGAAAGUAUCUCAGAUCGUUUCUUUACUUCAUAUUCUGUUUGGUUUAACAGUUUAUUAUCACAAAUCAAGAAUCCAGAAAGUUCUAGAAUUAAUCGAGUGGCUUCAUGUACCUCAACCUCUGAUCUCCUUACAAGAUUUGUUCAGUUUGUUAAUAGCCCAGAAGUUUUGGAAAGAGUCAAUACAUAUGAUUUGGAGAUGUCACAGUUGAAAGCAGCUCGGACAUUAUAUUCUCAGGGCGAUGGAGGUGUAACGGAUGCAACAAAGAAGGAGCUCUCAAGAGCUAUAGAUUUAAGACUUGAUGCAAUUUAG